GUCAUCCCAAAAGGUCCACCAGAAGAAACUCUGUAAUCUGUAUUUAUCUCUUCACAUGACUUCAAAAGUUUACAUAUUUAAACAGAUUGAUUCGUAAGGUGGUUGACCAAAGUCACCAAACUUUCCGUGGUCUUUACUCCUAGGGCACAGGACUCAGGAUCAGCUACAAACAAGAUGUGUAGAAUAGACUACAAAACCCAAUCAAGAGCAAAUGUGUCAGUUACUGAUCUGGAGCCAAUAUUCAGUUAUGUGCAUCUUAUUCAACAGUUUUCUGUGCAGUCGUCUUGCCUUGAAAGAGGGUUUUGGCAGAUUCUUAUUACUGUUGAUAGUGGACUUCUGAUGGAGCAUGGGGUGGAUCUAAAUCAAGGGAAGGAAACUCCUGCAUCUGCAGGGCAUAUCUUACAGUGGAGCCAAUGGCAAUUACUUGAUUCCAUUCUUCCAACAGGUGGUUUUGCUCAUUCUUUUGGUCUUGAAGCUGCUGUCCAAGCUUAUAUGGUUUCAAAGCCUGAAGAUCUUAAAACAUAUGUGAUCCAUGUAUUGGAAAACACAGGGAGCCUACUUCUUCCUUUUGUGUAUGCUGCAUCUAAGUGCCCCAACAUGGAUACCUAUACAAGACUUGAUAAAAUUUUAGAUGCAACACUAACAAAUGAAGUAAGUAAGAAAGCUUCAAUUUCCCAAGGAUCAGCACUUCUGAGGAUAGCUGCCGCUGUGUUCGUAGAACUUCCUUCUCUCAAAAAAAUGAGGGACACCUUGCUUGGUUCCGGGACUGUUUCUUUCCACCAUGCCCCUGUCUUUGGGCUUAUAUGCGGACUUCUUGGAUUUGACAGUGAGACUUCUCAGAGGGCUUACAUGUUUAUUACAAUGAGAGAUACUAUUUCUGCAGCCACAAGGCUUAAUUUGGUUGGGCCUUUGGGUGCAUCUGUACUACAGCACCAGAUUGCUCAUAUUGCUGAAGAACUAUUAAGUAAAUGGAUGAAUCGUGCUGUUGAAGAAGCAUGUCAGACUGCUCCUUUGCUUGAUACAGUCCAGGGAUGCCAUGGCUACUUAUUUUCUAGAUUGUUCAGUUCUUGAAUAGCAGGGGACAUUGUUUGUACACUGGUAAAAUUUUAGGUUGACAAGCAUAAAAAUGCAGGUUGAAGUCUGAGAGCAGCCACUUGGUGCAAAAAUUACUAAAGGCUAGGUUUGUGGCAGUUCAUCCCUCCCAAGGCCCCAGAUUGCCAGGACCAGAAUUGGGUAAGUCCCAAGACCCCAGAUUCUCCCAAGGCUAGGUUUGUGGCAGUCACUUGGUGCAAAAAUUACUGAAGGCUUGGUUUGUGGCAGUUUGUUGGUGGUCCAACAAACUGUUUGGUUCUCUCUCUCUCUGGAUCCAGAGGAUUUUCUGAUAGUACUUUCAUUCAGGCCUUUGAUAAGAAGGGAUCAAAGUUGAUAUUGAUAGUUUGAUACUUGAUUUGACAGGAAUAGUAUUGAUAACAUAUUGAUGUAGGAUUC
This is a messenger RNA of Nelumbo nucifera (sacred lotus), 1488 nucleotides long. It is a transcript of the gene UREF, whose product is annotated as urease accessory protein F. Gene Ontology annotation, molecular function: nickel cation binding. The record is from RefSeq and is a predicted model, not a curated record. NCBI's taxonomy places the organism in Eukaryota, Viridiplantae, Streptophyta, Magnoliopsida, Proteales, Nelumbonaceae.